GUUCCCAAGGUCAAUUCAAAAUUAAUUACCCGUCACCCUUUUAUCUCUCCUUCUCGUCUCCUCCUCUCUCCCUUUCAAUAACAUGUCAACGAAAACCCUCCCCCGCCGUAACCCCUACCCGCGAUGGAAUUAUCACCCUUCCGACCUCCGUUACGAUCCCUCAACGACCAUCGGCAGUGGAUCCCAUUGGUCGGCCAUCCUACGAUUUCACGCAACAGUCUAUGUUUUUCGAUCGUCGACGCGAAGGGAUCGACGAAGAAGACAACGAACCUCCUCACCUUCCGUGAGAAGAAAAUGACCCUCCUACCCUUUUGCAUUGGCCCUCCUCCCCUUUCCGGCGAAGACGACGAAAAAGAAUUUGAGCAAGAAUGGAAAAGACGAAGAGACCGUAUCAUGUGGUUCCAACAGGGAAGAGGCUUGCAAGCUAUGUUUCUAGCAAGGUAGAAGUUGGGGUAGGUUAGACUCCUUUCUCAAGUAAGGUUACCAUCAAGAAACGGUGUCGUGAGAGCCGGAAUUAGGACAACAAGAUAGGGGGAAGAGGAAACAUACUGAUGAUGUUAGCGGCAAGAAGUGGAUCCCCAACUCUAUAAUUCAAAUUCCGAAGAGUGGAGUUUCAGAGGAGAAAUGCUAUACUUGAUUUUCCAUUGUUUAGGAUUCUCAGAAACAAUUUCUUAGAGAC
Linum tenue is the source of this 679-nucleotide messenger RNA. The record is from the annotation of a GenBank genome assembly. Lineage: Eukaryota; Viridiplantae; Streptophyta; Magnoliopsida; Malpighiales; Linaceae.